AUCUAGUCUAGAUCGGAGAUCGGAUUAUCUUAAUAAGAGGAAUAUCAUUUGAUGACUGGCUAAGUAAUUGAAAUAAAUAGAAUAAUAUGUUUGUAACUUCAUGGAACACUUUCAUGCCACCGUCAGAUCAAAAAUGUAGUGUUUAAGUUCAAAUCAAACUUUUACUUCAAAUUAUUAGAUUGAAAUAAGUUAAUUUUUCAUAUUUAUUGAGGUUAUGACUUAUAUACAGUACAUCCAUGCUGUGUGUCUGUGUGUGUGUGUUUUGGUUGUUUCAUCAAAGACAUGAGACAUAACAUAGGGCCUAGCUAGGCCUAGCCUAAACAAAAUGAAUAACUUGCACUGACUUAGCAGUAUUUUUUUCAAAUCUUUGUUUCAGCUCAGGCUACAGUAGGACUACAGAAUGGCUGAAAAAAACACCAUCUGCAAAGAAUUUAGUAUCUCCACAUCUUGGUCCAUACAAAGUGAAAAUAAAGAACUAAAAAAUAGUGUUACAUUCAACACUGCAAGUGAAAGUGCACAGUUUGAUGAUGUUGUUCAGCUGGAAACAUGCAUUCGCCUGGUUCAAGAAAACAACGAGCCCUGUGCUAUUAGAAUUUCUCUUCAUGAAUCUUCAUCGGAGUUUAUUAAACAAUUGACCAUUGUUUCUGAGGCAAGGAUUGUGGAGCUCUAUGGUAACUGUGAAGAGUAUUUGUCAACGUACACAGCUGAAUAUGUUGAUGAUUUUGAAGACUGUGCAGUCUAUAUGGUGGAAUGCAAAAUAAAACCAACCAAAGAACUAUUGAUCAAGUUUCAGAAGGCUAAACGCCCAGCCAGUCUGUGGUUGUAUGGAAUAAACCUGACAAUCAGCCCCGAAAACAUUGCUCUUUCUCCUCUAUCAAGCAUCAACUUCCAGGCUGUGGACGAUAUGCUGAAAGACACCCCCCUUUCGGAGAAUGCAGAAAAGUGCAAGAACUUUCUACAAACUCAUUUUAGCACUAAAAAUCACAACCAACCAUUUCCCAUUGACAAAUUGACUUUAUCAAACAUUUUAAUGAAGAGGUUUGAGACAGUGUAUCGCAAUCCCCAAAGUGAAAUAGGUAGAAAUAUGUCAAAAUACUUUUCUGUCUGCGAACCUUCCAGUCAUCAAGGAAGCUCUGAUACAUGUCAUGUUCAAGUUAGUGGAGGAACUAAUUCUGAAGGCGGAGCUGAUAUCAGUUUGGAUAAAAACCUGUGUUCAAGUGAAUGUAGGUUAUUAAAAAUGUACAUUGACAAGCGCUUCUCAGAUCUAGAGAGCAAGCUUGACAAAUUUGUAAAUAAUAUAAAAGAACUGGAAAUAAGACAAAAUAAAAAACUUGAUUCUAUCAUAGAUUUACUAACUAAGAAAAACAGCUAACUAAUAAGUUAUAGCAUAUCUGUUGGUUGGUAGGCUAUUUAUUGCCCAACAUGUCACGAUUUACGUAAAGAUCUUCAAUUAUUAUUGGCGAUGAUUCAAUUAAUUUGGAAUUUAAUUUACUGUAGCAAAUAACAAUCAGCCUAUGACUGGUUAAAAAGUAAUUAUUAUUACAUGUUAAUUCCUUGUCUGGUAGAAUUAUAUUUUUCAUUUAAUCCA
Molecule: messenger RNA, 1588 nt
Organism: Macrosteles quadrilineatus (aster leafhopper)
Lineage: Eukaryota; Metazoa; Arthropoda; Insecta; Hemiptera; Cicadellidae
Exons: 5
Coding region: 401-1372 (323 amino acids)
Source: RefSeq, a predicted model, not a curated record